Ambispora gerdemannii is the source of this 945-nucleotide messenger RNA. Lineage: Eukaryota; Fungi; Glomeromycota; Glomeromycetes; Archaeosporales; Ambisporaceae. The record is from the annotation of a GenBank genome assembly.
AUGCAAAGUUCGCGUAAUGCAAUAGAUAUCAGCAGUGCCUCGGUGGUUGAUCUCAAAGCGGAGCUUUUUAAACAAAAAGAAGAAUUCAAACAGCAAAAAGCUGCAGCUGGUGAUCAACCAAUAUCUGCAGCAUCUCGGUUAAGAGGAAAAAAACCAGGGACAUGGGUUCGUCAAAAUAAAGGAGUUGGCGAAAGGGCAAAGCGCGACCAAGCUUUUCUCGAUGAAGUUGGAGAACCAUCUCUUGAAGCGAGUCGAAUAGCCUUAGAGAAAAAAGCAAAAUUGUAUGACAAGUUGAAAAAGACAGGAAUAGAAGAUGAAACACUUGCCGAAGAGAUAUUAGUAGAUUUUGAUCAAUACGUUGAUGAAUUUGGACGUACGCGCAUAGCAAGGAAAAGUCAAGUCCCAAAAGAACCAUUACCGCCACUCCCUUCUAGUAGUAACAUAUCACUAGAGGAUGGCGACGAAUAUCAACCUACAAUGAUGUCGGCUGAUAUGUAUAUGGAGCAAGAACGGCUACAAUGGGAAAAAGAAGCUUUAGAAGAGUUGAAAAAUCCUCAGCAUUAUGACGAGACUAAAGAAAUUCGAACAAAGGGUGUGGGGUUCUAUCGGUUUUCAAAGGAUGAACAAGAACGUCAGGAGCAAAUGCGUGCAUUGAAAGAGAUGCGAAAUGAGACUCUACAAAGACGGUCACUCAAGCAAAAUAUCAAAGAUAAGCGAAAAUUACAAAUAGAAGCACGAAUGGCGUUAAUUCGUGCCAAGAAAUUAAAAACCACUGAAGCUCCAGAUUCUUCGAGUAGCACUGGCACCAUUAUAUCUGAAACCCUACCAUCAACUGAUGAUAAUAUUUCAACCUUGGCAGAAUCAGAAGUUCGUGAAGAAGAUAAUGAAAAGGCUGUUAUCGAUUUAUUGGCGAGUAUAAGAAAGCAGGUAGUGCAAAAGAAGUAA